Messenger RNA from Parathielavia appendiculata, 1348 nucleotides. RefSeq lists its product as uncharacterized. The coding region runs from base 191 to 1072 and encodes 293 amino acids. The record is from RefSeq and is a predicted model, not a curated record. Lineage: Eukaryota; Fungi; Ascomycota; Sordariomycetes; Sordariales; Chaetomiaceae. The transcript has 2 exons.
CGCAUCCGAUGUAAUCGACCCGCACAUCAAGCAAAAGUGAAACCUUGUACACAGGUGUCCUUCACCGAAGAAUUCAAUAAGACCCCCUCGGGCUCUCGCAUCAACCAAAUACGUAAGCUCUAGGUUGUUCAUCAACCAAGUCACCACGAGGAAACACCCACAGCCCUCCGCCGCCACCAUCAGCAAGACCAUGUCCCCAAACGGCAUCACCCGCGUCACCCUCUCCAACGGAUACCGCGCCUACCGCCGCAGGGCUGACGGCGACAAACCAGCCAAGCAACAGAAGAAAGUGCGGUUCGUCAAGGGGUAUGUCACCAUCCCGGACCGCCAUACGCCUCCCAUCAUGAGACGACCGUCUGGGCCCGGCAAUAUGCAGGGCCAACUACAUGUAAAUCAGGGGAAUGGGUUGGAUGGUGAUGAUGGCGAGGUGAUCGGAGAGCACAAAGCAAAGGAGAUGGUUGAAAUGGUGAAGACGGCGGAUGAAGAUAAAGCAGCGGGAGAGCCGACGAGUGCGGUUGAGCCAGGACAAAGAGGAAAAGGAGGCAGUUAUGUCGACAGGGGCGGGAUCAAGGUGUGGCGGAAACAGCCGCGGUUCAGGGGCAGCGGGACAUUGCAGGUAUUGGAUGACCCGGUGAGAGACGGGAUGCUGCUGGCGAGGUCGCAGAUGGGUUGGCCGAGCGACAAAUGGCGGGAUGGUUUGGGCAUGGUAUGCCCAGCCGAGAACGAGAAGGAUUGUGAAUGCGUGGAGGAAAAGGGGCUGCGGUAUGGAGAGGGGAAGAGAGAGGCUGGGUUCAGGCUGGAGAACGUCGCGCGUGGGGAGUUUUGUUGGACGAUCCGGGUUGUUCAUCGUGGGCAGAUGAACAGAGGCGUGAUCGAGUCGGUGGUCCUUACAGAUGCCGCUUCCGAGUCGGGGAGGGACGACGACGAGUAUGAGUUUCUGGGCGAUGUGUCGCUGGGAAAGGCCGAUGGCUGGGUUCCGGUUAUGGUGGCUGAGGAGGAUGAGGGAUACGACUGGAUAUCUCUUACGGGCUCACUUGUCAUGAUGGGAGGAAUGUCUGAGGCACACAAGUAAUCGACCAUAGGUUCUAAGGGAAAGUGGUAGUUAGAACAACACCGUUUUGCUUGUGCGGACGUGAAGCGCCUGGCAUUUACAAUCCAGUCGAUCUGCUCCUGCUCGCGAGAGCCGGGGAGCCGGGGAGAUUUCUGCGCCUCUCGCUACCCCGAACACAGCGCCAAUGCUUGAAUCGUUCAGCAUUUCUAUCUGUAUGUUGUACUAUUUAAAGAUGGCCGAUAUUUUGGUUCAAUGAGUUCAUACGUAUGCAAGCCGGUGGUCUCGUACUCCGCUGUA